AAAGAGUGUGCUAUUGUUUUGGUCUAGUGUACUUCCUGUAUUUAAAAGGAAAUCAGAAUGAAAGCCAUAGUAGUCAUCACCAUAUUCGUCAUCAGCGUCACCACAAAUGAUGCCUUUCGUGCGUACAAUGAGACUGAAGUCGAUUUAAAUGAUGAACGUGCAAUGGGUGGGUACAUCAGAAAUGUCAUCGCUGACAUGGCCCAGUCCAUUAAAGAUGCUGGGUUUGAUCCUUUUUACAUCGAGAGACAAGAAUAUAUCUACCAGCUGCCUGUGCCAGUGGUCUUCAAAAACGUCAUUUUAAUCGAACAAUUACUGAGCAAUGGAAUCAGCAACAUCGUGGUUAACUCUGUCAACUACAGUCUGCUCGCUUCUCGACUCACCUUUGAUAUCGAACUGCCACUCAUUGAUAUGGGUGUUGAUGCUGGCUCAGUUGAAACCACUGUUUUCGGGAGAAACUUUACAAUGAAUUCGUCGGGAAAGGUGGCCAUUCAGCGUAUGCGCUUCGUGGGUCAGAUUCGUUUUAUAGUGAACUUAAUUCCGAAGCUCAGCAUCACUGCUCGCAGCUCGAAGAUUGCCUUUACUAUGGACGGGAUCGAAUCCGAUGUAAAGGUCGUUGUUCAAAAUGAGGAUUAUUCUGAUAAAAUGAACGAGUUCCUGGGUACUACUGUGCCAGCUACCUUCAAGGAAUACAGUUCUGAGAUCAACGAACUCCUGGAGAUCCUGUCGGUGGAGUACAUCAACAAUUAUUUGCAGGCACAGCAGAACAAUUAGAUCGUUUCUAAACGAGAGGAAAUAAUACCUAUUUCUUAAAGAUUGUCUAUACACCGUCACACGUAUACUAAGUUUUAAUA
Messenger RNA from Spodoptera litura, 851 nucleotides. RefSeq lists its product as uncharacterized. The record is from RefSeq and is a predicted model, not a curated record. Lineage: Eukaryota; Metazoa; Arthropoda; Insecta; Lepidoptera; Noctuidae.